Alternaria viburni is the source of this 780-nucleotide messenger RNA. RefSeq lists its product as uncharacterized. The transcript has a single exon. Bases 1 to 780 code for a protein of 259 amino acids. NCBI's taxonomy places the organism in Eukaryota, Fungi, Ascomycota, Dothideomycetes, Pleosporales, Pleosporaceae. The record is from RefSeq and is a predicted model, not a curated record.
AUGCCUGAGUUUCUUAGAGUCGACAGGGCCCGAUUCACAGACCCGGCAGGACUCCCUUGGGCGUACUUUUCCCGAUUCGUGUCACGACUACCCUCCCGCAAUUACCACCGCGACACCUACUGCUAUUCUACAGCGGUAUGGAUGUAUCUCAAGCGCAACCACAUCACUUUCGAAAACCAAGUUGUCAGCCCUUUCUAUUUCCAGCAGGCGCAGCAGGCAUUUGACGAGGCGGAAACCGAGUCGCAGGAGGUAUCGGCAGAUGACAGAGACGACAAGCAUCGAAAGACAUUGGUGCAGCAAGUGCACGCCGCGAUGGUACUCGUCCAGAAGCAGAACGCUGAUGACCACACGGAAAAAGAGCUUGGUUACCGGCUGAAGAACGCGACCAAUUUGUACUUGCAGGUCCACGAGAACGACAUUCGCUACAGAUCUGGUAUUCGGGAUGACGAUGUUCUCAAAGAGAUGCUGAAGGACAUUCCUAGUGUGCUUGCUUUGAGGAUUGUCGACGAGCCCGCCGAGGCAGUGGCUGAGUGGUGGAAUGACAAGGGCCAGUACAGUGAACUCGACGUCAUCCCGUUGACCAUGUGGUCCGCCUUCGCACAGGUGCACCGAGUGGUGGAAGAUCGUGUGCAAAGGGCGCGGCUGUUGGUUGUUGGCAAAACCCACCAAUCCGCAACAUUCACGGCUGUUGCUCAGGUCUACCAGAAGUCGGAGCUGAACCUCAAGCCGCUUUUCAAGGCAGGCAACAAAGCGGAUGACCCCAUUUCUCUUGAUGACUAG